This is a messenger RNA of Hippocampus zosterae (dwarf seahorse), 1128 nucleotides long. RefSeq lists its product as uncharacterized. Gene Ontology annotation, cellular component: membrane. Lineage: Eukaryota; Metazoa; Chordata; Actinopteri; Syngnathiformes; Syngnathidae. The transcript has 6 exons. Bases 35 to 784 code for a protein of 249 amino acids. The record is from RefSeq and is a predicted model, not a curated record.
AAACCCCCAAACACUUUUUUUUUCAGACGGCAGGAUGCCUCUGAGUAUCACCAGGGCCCCCGGAGUCACCGUGUUGACGCUGACGUCGGACCCCGAAAGCAACUGGCCUCCUUUGUGCCAUCUCAUCAAGGGCCUGUGCUACUGCCCCUCGUGCUAUGAGGUGUCCCAGCACCUGAAGGCGAAUAUGGGCUCUUCUCAAGCCAUACUGGGGGCCCUCCAGAUCAUGGUGGGCUUAACCACCAUUGCUGUCGGCAUCAUCCCCAUGUUCGGCGGUUACGAAAACCCUUGGUGGGACAUGGACGUCAAUUUGUUCUCCUUAUGGAUGGGACCAGUGUUUGUGCUCUUCGGCAUCGUCUGCAUUUUGUCUCAGAAGUACCCGAGUCGAUGUCUGGUCAUCGUCAAUGCCUUUCUGAACAUCUGUGGCAUGUUAUUCGCCAUAGUCAACCUGAUCCUGUGUGCCAUCAACAUCGGCGACAUUGACAUUUGGGACCAAAUAUGCCAGCCUGACUACUGGACCCCGGACAACCCCACGCUGAGUCCCAACGAGAAAUACUUGGAAAAACGAUGCUGGCAGGGGAGUGACCACAUGCUUAUGUUUCUGAGAGGCAUCAACGGUGUCCUGCUGCUAUUGGCUGUCGUGCAGCUGUUCCUGUCACUCAGUGCCGCGAUCUUGGCCUGCAAGGUUCUAAGGAGGGGCGAAAAGAAAUGCCAGGGCGUUGAUGAUCCAGAAGUAUACAAGGCGCUUCCGGAGGAGGAGGAAGUCAUCGCCAAACCUUCAGCCUAAAACAGGAAUUUUUUUCUUUAUCAUCUGGGAAACUUUCUGCUUUGUAUACGCUGGAGCCUUUAUCAUGCUGCCACUUUACAGUAUCUCUAACAGCACUUUUAUAAUAUCGUUUGGAUACUUCAUGCACUUAUUGAAUCAUGGCCGGUUUCAUAUCAUUUCAAACGUUUACAAACUUGGCAGAAUUUCUACAUUGAUUUUCCGCUUCUAAUUGCACUUGCUGAUAUGGUAAUUGUUUUUUUUUAAUACUAUCUUCUUGUAUACUGGAAGUGAAAGAGAGAUUUUGCAUGUUUUAAAAAAAAUCUAUAGGUUGUUCGUUGUGAAAUAAAUAAUGUGUCACAACACCA